This is a messenger RNA of Fulvia fulva, 1056 nucleotides long. RefSeq lists its product as uncharacterized. The record is from RefSeq and is a predicted model, not a curated record. The transcript is spliced from 2 exons. Bases 1 to 1056 code for a protein of 351 amino acids. Lineage: Eukaryota; Fungi; Ascomycota; Dothideomycetes; Mycosphaerellales; Mycosphaerellaceae.
AUGGCUGCAACAGAGACCCUUCCAGAUGGGCAUCCAGGAGAGAUUAUCCUGUUCAGCUUCCCGGAGUCUGUGUAUGGCAGACGCAUGGUCAGGUAUCUCGAUCUGCGUGGAUUUCCUUUCUCGCAGAUUCGUGUGCCACCCAACAUGCCGCGACCCAUACUGCAGGAAAAGCUCGGCAUCAACUAUCGACGAAUCCCCGUCAUGUCCAUUGGCAGAGACAUCUACAUUGACAGCCGCCUGAUGCUGCACAAGCUCGAGACGUUCUUCCCGGAAGGCAAGCUUGGCUCACCAGACCCCUUCAACUCAGGCUUUGAGGAUAUGCUGGAAGAGUUCAUUAUCGACGGAGGUCCUUUCUGGCGAACGAGUGGCUGUUUACCACUCAAUGCACCUCUUGUGCAAAAUGAAGUGUGGAUGAAAGACCGCUUCGAUGGGUCUGGUGGGCAGUUCACCAUGGAGAAGCUCGUAGAGAAUAGGUCCUGGUGCAUCAGUCAGCUCACAGUGUACUUUGGUAUGCUUGAGAAGAUGCUUGCUGACGGCCGACCCUGGUUGAUGGGCAAUUCCGAGCCAGGACUGGCAGAAAUCCAUGCGGGAUGGGUCUUCGACUGGGCGAUCAAUAUGGCAGGCGAUAUGCAGAGUGAGUCAGACGAUUCGAUGGCAGACAUGAGGGGGGCAUUGGGCCCAAAAGUGUAUCCAAACGUGCAUGCUUGGAUAGACCGCUUCAGGAAGAUCACAGCCGAGACCGAGAAAAGUAAACCAAGCGCUGGACAGCUCGACGAAGGCGCACAGGCCGAAGCAGACAUUGUGAAGCGCAUCCUUGACAGCGCGCUCACAGAAAGCGAUGCUACCACUGUCGAUGAGAGGGACGUGUUGAAUCUCCGGCGUGGCCAGAGAGUGAGCGUUGCGCCAGUGGACUUUGGCUUCACACAUAAAGAUGAGGGAGAGCUUGUUGGCCUUUCAAAGGACGAAGUCGUGAUCCUUUCAGAUGUGCCCGGAGGUCGAGGCCAGCUGAGACUGCACUAUCCAAGGAUCAACUUCAAGAUUCUUCCACUGGCAUAG